Molecule: messenger RNA, 974 nt
Organism: Cucurbita moschata (crookneck pumpkin)
Lineage: Eukaryota; Viridiplantae; Streptophyta; Magnoliopsida; Cucurbitales; Cucurbitaceae
Product: secoisolariciresinol dehydrogenase-like
Exons: 2
Coding region: 87-917 (276 amino acids)
Molecular function (GO): oxidoreductase activity, acting on the CH-OH group of donors, NAD or NADP as acceptor
Source: RefSeq, a predicted model, not a curated record
ACGCACGACGAAUUAGGAAAGUCCAGAACGCCCCAGGGGAAGCAGAUUCCCAAUUCAAAUCCCCAGAAAUUUAAUUCUUCACAGAAAUGGACGAAUCCUGUUCUUCCAAGAGGUUGAACGGUAAAGUUGCCAUAAUCACCGGCGCCGCCAGCGGAUUUGGCAAGAGCACCGCCAGGUUGUUCGUUAAACACGGCGCCAGUGUGGUCGUCGCCGACGUCCUCGACGAUCUCGGCCGAUCACUCUGCCAAGAACUCGGAUCUGAGAAAACUGUUUCGUAUUUACACUGCGACGUGACGAGCGAUUCUGAUGUGAAGAACGCUGUCGAUUUCGCCGUCGAGAGGUACGGGAAGCUAGAUAUAAUGUACAACAAUGCCGGAAUCACCGGCGAAAUGGAUCCGACGAUUUUAGGUACGGAUGGGGAGAAUUUCAAGAAGGUAUUCGAGGUGAAUGUGUACGGAGGGUUUUUAGGAGCGAAACAUGCGGCUAGGGUUAUGAUUCCAAGAAGAAGCGGCCUGAUUCUCUUCACUUCCAGUGUUGCUUCGGUGAAUAGCGGCGAAUCGCCGCAUGCUUAUACGAUGUCGAAGCACGCAGUGGUGGGAUUGAUGAGGAAUUUGUGUGUGGAAUUGGGGGAAUUUGGGAUUAGGGUUAAUUCGAUAUCUCCAGGGGCUAUUGCAACGCCGUUACUGAGAAAUGCGUUGGGAUUCACGGAGGAGGCGCUGGAAGAGGUGAUCCGCUCGUCGGCGAUUUUGAAGGGGGUAGUUCCGACGGCGGAGGAUGUGGCGGAGGCGGCGCUCUACUUGUGUAGUGAUGAAUCCAGGGUGAUAAGCGGGCAUAAUCUCGUCGUCGACGGCGGCUAUAGCACCGCCAACCGCUCUUUCUCCGCCGCCGUUAUCAGAAAACUGUCCUCUUCUCCGUGAAUAUUUUUAAUUUAAUUUUUAUUAUUCUUAAUAGCAGAUUGACGUAUUUUCAUUAAA